AAAUCACCUGACAGCGUGCGUGGCCAGCUGGAGCUUAACGGUGACCGAGAAGCUAGAAGUAGAGGAAUCGUCUGCAUGCUAAGAGUCUAUUAAAGUUUUGAACUUCAAAGUUCAGUUGCUUGAAGGGGUUAGAUAGAUUAGAAGUCUACAUGGUAUUUGCAGAGUGAAAUCAACAUCCACAACAGAAACAUUUAAAAAACGCAGCGAGUAAAAGAAUUGAAGAGCCGCUGAAAAUUCAAAAUGCAUCCCAGUUUUAAGAAAAAGCCUGUCGUGCAACUCGUCUGUCGGUUCUGCAACUCUUGUAUCUGCAAACGUGGAAUGAAAGCCGUUCUCCUUGCCGACACGAACAUGGAACUGUAUUCAACUGAUGCCCCAUGCGUUGGAAAAAUAAGUAAUGUGGGCAGGCCUUACUCAACAGGGAAAUGUGAAUGUAGAAUAUCUGAUACAGCAUGUAAUCACUGUGGGAACAAUGUUGGAUACACAAUACUUAUUCCAUGUGUGCCAUGUCUUCAGUCUUGUAACAAUGGUCAUUUAUGGAUCUUUAACAGUACUGUAGUAUGGGCAGAGGGAAAGCUAGAUAAAUCAGGAAGUGAUGUGUUGAGGUGGGACAGUUUGCCAGAAUGUCCAGAUGAUGACAACAGCCAAGAUUCUUUCCUUGAAGAUAUGGAUGAUAUUGAGUGUAUCCGGUGAUCUGUAGUCCAAGAUUAUGAAAAUUAAAUCAGCAGCUGCAUAAUGUUUGAUCAAAAUUGAAUGAAACUUCUCUUGAUCACUCUUAUUCAAAACUCCAAUUUAAUUGAACAUGAUUUACCCAAAAGAUUAGCCCUGGAUUGAGCCAAAUGAUUAAACUUGAGUAUAAUAAACAGAUUUAUGAUUUAUCCUGGGUUUGGAUAGUAAAUCAUAAUCUCUAUGUUAACCAGUUACCAGUUAACUUUUUGGUACAUGCUUGUUGACACAUACACAAAAAAAGCUUUUAAACAAUAGUACAAAUAAAGAAAACAUGAUUUUUAAGGAUUUGUGACUUUGUGUCAUAUUGGCAUCACAUUGAAACCAUAAUGACCAAACUGGAAUUGGAAUAUGAGCAUAUAUGUGUGCAUAUUGAUGGCAGGUAAAGCAUCUCUUAUCUACCCAGACACCCACUUGUAGGCAAAUAGUAGAGUGUAUGAUGCCAUGAUGACAGGAGUUCUGACACUAUAAAGUGAAUGAAAGGCUUAAGCACAUCUUCUAAUUCAGAGUUUAAUGCAUUGCAAAAUGUUCAGUCAAUGGCAAUGCCCAUUAACACAUACACACAUUUAGCAUGAAAGCUUUUAAGUGAUGGAGGAAGUUAUACACCUUCAUUUGUUUCAUUUUCCAUGUUGGUUUCAGUAUUUUGCUUUUCACUUUGUUAAGUAUAUAGUAUAAUGCCCCAUUUACAUUUGGUCUAUGAUUAUUGUAGGGUGCCUGUAGGGUGAUGCAUAUCAUACAAUCUCCUGAGGGUGGGGUAUGAUGAUCAUGAGACUUUCUUAUUGAGUCAUGAUUUUCAGAUUUUUUUCAGCUGAGAGUUCUAUAAAUAUUCGAAAUCGUAAGAUUGUACAUGUAGCCCUGAAACACAUUGUAGUCUUUGGCCCUAUACAAUGUCCAGCUUAUGAAAUCACAUGCUAAAAGUAAAUAAUGUAAACAUAAAAACUAUAGCCCUUGGCCAACUACAAUGCAAAAAAAUAUUGUAAAUUAUACAACACAUGGAUAGAUCCUUGACAGCUGAUUGGAUGAAAGCGUGUCACAUGACAUUCAGAUGAAUCAGCUAUAGCACGCUAAGAUAUGCUAGCCGUGCUAUAGUCGACUAUUGCACACUCGUGCUAUGGUCGACUAUAGCACGCUGAUCGAAGUAAAUGAGCCAGCACUGCAAGAUCCCUUGGCACUCUGAACCCAUGGACAUGCCCCGUACACGUUAAGCAAAUUAGCGGUAUACGCGCAUAAUCACGUUUUCGUUUCUCUGACCGAUGUACGUAGCACUGCGCAUACACGUUGCUAAGCUGAACACAAUGCGCGUAUUUACGUUGCUAAGCUAAUUAUUCCCAGGGUACGCUGAAACUUGGAUUUCCUUCUGGAUUUUAUGGAAUUCGUUCACAAAUUGGACUUCAUGGAUCAAUGACUUUAUGGAUCUAUGUUGAAAGUACUUGAUUCUCCUUGGAUUACUGGAGUAAAUCUACUCGACGAUCAAAAGACAACAUUGUAAGCAAAAUAAGACCUAACGCGCGUUAGUCAUAGACUAGACCUAUAGAUCUAGCCUAUCUAGAUCUAGUCUAAACUGUAAGCUAUCGGUGUUGUAUAAAACAAAUAUUCAAUGUUGUAUUCGUGCGACGUUCCGAAUAUUACAUUCGUUGCAAGUUGAAAAAGUCUAUUCAACUCCGCUUCGCGUCGUUGAAUAGACUGUUUCAACUUGCACACUCAUGCAAUAUUCGGAACGAUCGCACUCAUCAACAUUGAAUAUUUGUAUACUAUUCCAUUAUAUGAUGAUCAUACAUGUACAUGAAGCUAAUGUAAAUGAGUCAUUAUAUUCAGGAGAUUCAAGCUGUUAAGGUCGUAUCAAUGAAUAAAUUUAACAAUUUACAUGUAUGAUGAAGUUAAUUUUGUACAUAGCCAGCAGAGAAAUAGUAACAAGAUUUACAUAGAAAUUCCACUUGACUUCAAUUUAAAAGCAAUGUGUGAAUUUAUUUUUGUAAAAUGUGUAAUUCUAGCAGAGCCUUCUAAUCUUUGAACAGCAAUAUAAGGAGAAUAUCAAAUUUUUGUGUGAUUUAUUUACAUAAAUUUAUUCAGGUCAUGGUGUAAAGUGAAGUUGGGUUAGUCUAGUACAGUAAUUGUAGUUAACUUCUUUUCUCAACCUCUGUUCUGCAAUUUAAUUGAAUGUUCACUUGUUAACAAGUUUUUCUUGAUUUGUCCAAGAUAUCAUAUUAAUUGUAUGAUUGAGGUUAAGUUUUAACUAGGUUGUAUGUGUUAAUGCAUUAUUAAUUUUAUGAUUUUUUUAAGGCCACUUCAUUGCAAAAUGAAUAUGAUCAAUUGGUCAGGAUAAUGUAGGAGCUGUGAGAUCCUUCACAAUGGAUUUAAGAGCUUUUAUUACUAUUGUAAUAUUGUAGGAAUAGAGACCUGGCUUAUCAGAAGCAAAAAUUUAAAUUGAUAACUGAUAAUGUGCACCAAAGGAAAGCUGAUAUUACAACUGUACCAGUUUCAUGCAAGCACAGACACAUCACCCCGAUAUUUAAAACUCUUCACUGGUAGCCCAGGAAGGAAUGCAGUCUUUAAAAUCCUUCUUUUGAUCUUUCGCAAUGGAACGUCCCCCACUUACAAUAAGUCUUUGAUACAUGUAGCUUCCAACCCCCCGAGAACCUUACGAUCCUCAUCUAAUCUUUUACAAAUUCCAGCUUCUAAGAAUUCAUGGGGGAUGGGCCUUCGCUCAGGCAGUGCCAGACCUGUGGAAUUCUCUUCCACAGAGUUUAAAAACCCAGUCUUCAGUGACCAUCUUCAAGGGCAACCUGAAAACAUCCCUGUAUAAGAGUGAUUUUUGACAGACAUUGACUUAUUGUUCAAACAUGUAUUAUAUGUAAUUUUUUGUUGCUCUGAAGCACCUUGAGCAUCUAAUCAAGAUGGAAAGUGCGCUAUACCGUGGUCUAGCGUCCUUUGGCGUUAAUCCGCACUUUGCCACUCUCUACCCUGGUGCUAAAUGGGUACCCGGUAGGAUGCGAAAGAUAUUGUAUGUUUGAUUUUGCCAGCGCCAUAAUGAGGCUGGGAUGAAUGCAAGGAAUGCUCCCCAGGGAGUGGAAAUUGUGCACUUUUCGUGCGGGAUUGAAAUGAAUCCAAUGACCGGGGUAAUAAUAUGCUGUAACGCGCUUUGAGCCAUUCUGGGAAAAGCGCUUUAUAAAAAUUGGCUAUUAUUAGACAAGUCUUAUGAAUUAUUAUGUAUUUGCUUCAGAUACAGUCGAUUUUGCAAAAAAAAAUGAAAUAAAAUAAAGGCUUCAUUGAACGACUCACCGUCCAGGGUUUUAUGCCAUAUAGCCUUGUCAUACCUAUGUGAACAGACGUGAUUAGUAUGCAAUUGUUUGUAGAUAAAUUGACAAAUUUCUUGAUUUCUAUGUUACAAAUUCCCAAAAUUGUAACAUUAUUUGCAAAGAAAAUAUAAGGGGAAGUAUUUAGUGCUUAAAUAGAUAAACUCAAAACUUUAUACAGUAGUUUCAUGAUUUGACUUUUCUCUUAUUCUGCCAUGGCUGCUAUGUCAGGCAAAUCUGUCAAACCAAUGUGCAAAAUGGCAGCAAAUUUGAAUUAGUCAAGAAGUGCUAAAGCUGAAGAAUUAAGCAAUUGACCUGAAAAUGUUAUUUUUGUAGAACUUGUUUUCAAAAAUGCAAACUCACAACUUUGGUAUCCAACUAAAUAAUCACUAAAUACAUCAAAACUAUUUUACAUGUAGUCAUAGAAUUGCUUUUUGAGAAGUGCAAUAAAGUCGAUUUUUAGGCUUGCAAAUUUGGGUAAGUAAUGAAACUGAAAAUUCACGCAACUUACAAUGCCAUAUUCUGGUACUUCAUAGCUUUCCUUUGUUUUGGUUUCUGAUAUGGUCUUGAGAGUAAAGUAAACUUUAUUUCUGAUGAUAUAUUUUCAUCUGUUCAUGAAGUGUUUCAUGCCCCAUUGACAUAAUAUGUAACAAUUUGUGCAGUGAUAAUGUUGAUGAAACCUGUGCAUCUUUAUAUUCAUGCCAAGUCCUGAUAUGUUUUUUUUUACUGCUAAAAAAUUGGGCUACUUAGAGUAAAGACUACCAAAGUCUAGUGGUAAUUUAGAUAUUUCUGUGAGAAGUUCACUUCUCUUUUAUUACAAACUGCAUUGUGUAGAAAAGAUUAUUUUUACAAUCUUUUAACUUAAUUAUAUUUAUAUAGCAUUUGUACAUGUGUAAAUAUUCUCAUAACAGUCUAAAUUGAAUACUUGUGAAAGGCCUAACAGCUCAUAUAAUAAAUUGAUAAAUAAUCUAUUAAUAAAACA
This is a messenger RNA of Lytechinus pictus (painted urchin), 4998 nucleotides long. RefSeq names its product protein FAM72A-like. The coding region runs from base 241 to 690 and encodes 149 amino acids. NCBI's taxonomy places the organism in Eukaryota, Metazoa, Echinodermata, Echinoidea, Temnopleuroida, Toxopneustidae. The record is from RefSeq and is a predicted model, not a curated record. The transcript has 4 exons. Gene Ontology annotation, cellular component: cytosol.